This is a messenger RNA of Mucor mucedo, 836 nucleotides long. RefSeq lists its product as uncharacterized. The record is from RefSeq and is a predicted model, not a curated record. Bases 1 to 423 code for a protein of 140 amino acids. NCBI's taxonomy places the organism in Eukaryota, Fungi, Mucoromycota, Mucoromycetes, Mucorales, Mucoraceae. The transcript is spliced from 3 exons.
AUGGCUGCAAACAUAUCGAAGAAUUUCUAUUCGGUUCAACUGAAGUGUACAGUGGCUGCGGGAUAUAAUGGGCAUUUUAUUAUAUACAUUAUUCGUUUCAAGAGAGAUUUACCGAACUGGGGAGAAAAUGAGAAAAAUCCGGUUGUGAUGGGUGUCAAAUACAUUUUUAUUUUAUUUUAUUUUAAUGCAAUGCAUUCUGCUUAUGGCGUCAGUAACAUUACCCAGAUGAAAUUUAUCCAACCAAACAGGGGAAUUUUGAUGAGCACCAGGCUUGAUGGCUUGAGAGUAUACAGGCUUGAUAAUAUUUACAUGCUUCAUGGUAUUUACAGGGUUAUUAUGUAUGUACAUUCAGCGGCAGGACUUAAGGAUUUAGUGGUAUAUUGUGAGUGUAAAGGAUAUAUCCUAAGUGGUAAGGGUAUAUAAUAAAGUGGUAAGGGUAUAUAAUAAAGUGGUGAGGGUAUAUGAUUAAGUGGUAAGGGUAUAUAAUUAAGUGAAAGGGGUAUAUAAUUAAGUGUUAAUGGUAUAUGAUUAAGUGUAAUGUAAAGGGUAUACAGUUUGGAGGGUAUUUUCUAGUAUAAAAGGUAUCACUUUUCUUGUAUAUUUCUAUUUCCAUGUCCAUAAGAUAUCAUUUUUCUUGUCUAUAUGUCUAAAGCACUAGUCUUGCGUAUACGUUAUGUUGGUGACAGGCUUGAUGGUAUUUACAGAGAGUAUGUACAUGUAGAGAAAAUGUUUGAUGACUUGAGGGUAUGUUUUAGCACCAGUCUUGGGUAUAUGGGGGUAUCUUCUAUGACUACAGCACCAGGCUGAAAUGCAUGCCUCUAUUGGGCAUUAUGAAU